AUGUCUACCACUCUCAACCUAAAUAAUACGUCCACCAACGGCGAUGACGACGUGUGGUUUGAUGCUCCUGAAGAGCUAUUUGAGGAUGCUUUGGAAAGCCAUGAUGAUGACAUGCUGAGGUGGAAGGUACGUUGAUCUCUUGAUCAUUAGGAUUAUAUUUGUCUGUUGCUAAUACUUCUCCAGGAGCUACACGCAUAUGUUCCCAAUCCUGAAAAGGGCCAUAAUCCGGAGCUUCCAACCAUUGCCCUACAAAAGAAGAUUUCGGCUUUCUAUUAUCAAGAGCAGACUCCUUUCGAAGAACAUGAUCCAAAUCUUCAAGAAAUUUUCAGAAUCGAAGAAGCUCUCGGCACUUUACAGACUAAUCAUUCGAAUGCCAUCGAAAAAGAGGAUAGGAAGUUCAUCUCCAUCCUUUCACGAUUCGACAAGGCGAUUAAUCAAGCAUCUCGCCCUGAAAACCCUCGUACGGAUGCGGAUCUCAAGAAGGUCAGACACUGGUAUACCACUAGAUUGAAUGAGAUCACGAGGACCCAGGAACUUUUGGAGAGGGAAUACUUGGUCGAGUAUAAGGGACUCGAAAUGCAGUUUAUUGCUAUUGAAAACGAAUGGCAUGCGAACCAAAAGUCACUAGCCGAGCAUAAUGAAAUGAUUGCGGACCAUCUAGUAAUGGAAGAUCGUGUUCGCUGGGGUUUAAGAAGACAAAAACAACUCGAGCAUCUUAACUAUGAGAUGCAGGAUCUUUCCAAUGAGCAGUGCCUUAAGAUUCAAGAGCUUGAAUUUGAGGCUAAGAAAUUACAACAAGAAAACUACAAAAAUUCGUUCAUUACUCAACAGAUCAUUAUUCAGGGAGAGGGGCAAAUACUUGUUGAAGCAAGCAACAUUUAUGCACGCUAUCAACAGAUCUACCAACCCGUCAGACUACCGGAUUUUGAGGUUUAUGCCAGGCAGGACGGGAUCGUGAUGAUGCCAGAUGGUCAACAACAAUGGGUCGACUACAACAGCUACUACAACGAAGUAGAAUAUGAAGGAGACGAAGGCCGAUUUUACGCUUUGUACUCGCGGGAUCAAAAUAAGAGAGCAUUCGCCCACAAGAAAUUUACUCUAGAUAUUAAGAAAAGAUUUUCUGAUGAGGCAGAGCAGGCAGCCAAUCCAUUGCAGGACAACCACGAUUUUAUUCAGAACUGGAUGGUACCAAUACCUAAUCCCCUCGAGUUUACUCAAAAUAGCUCCGCAGCGAACGACAUAUCUGGCGAGAGUCAUUCUGGAAAGCGCGCUUUUGGGGAUUACGCCGAGGAUGAAGAAGUUGAAGGACAUGGGGGCAGAAAGCGACUUCGUCCCAUAUCAGUGGUAAGUUCCCCAAAUAUCCGACUACAGCAAUAUUAGUGCUAAUGAAUAAUAAAGAUCCCUAGAAGUCCAUCGCCUCCAUGUAUGCUUGCCCAAACCUGCCAGAAAGACCCCAAUGGCAGCCAGAAGUCGUGGGAGGAACCAGGGUAUCUUGGUCACGAUGGAAAUUACUAUGGCCCCGGUUACCAAUACUACAACCACGACGGACAGUACUUUUUCUAUCCUGAAUACGUUCCAGAUCCACCCACUCCAUUAGGUGAGGUUCAGGAAACACCAAUCUACAUUGACACCAACAAUGGUGGCCCACCUCUCCGCCGUAGCACUCCACCGCCGCGACCAAGACGCGUACGCCGUCUAGCUAAACUGGCGCCACGCAAAAAGCCACGAAAGCAAAUGCGUCUGGUUCAUCCGCACUAUGACAUCCCUACUUAA
Molecule: messenger RNA, 1773 nt
Organism: Sclerotinia trifoliorum
Lineage: Eukaryota; Fungi; Ascomycota; Leotiomycetes; Helotiales; Sclerotiniaceae
Source: the annotation of a GenBank genome assembly